This is a messenger RNA of Thamnophis sirtalis, 1266 nucleotides long. The record is from RefSeq and is a predicted model, not a curated record. NCBI's taxonomy places the organism in Eukaryota, Metazoa, Chordata, Lepidosauria, Squamata, Natricidae.
GGAUUUACCUUCGUGUAUAGAUGUGUCCAACCGUAAAGAGCUGACUGAAAAGUUAAAGGACCACGGUGGGGGAGGAGAAGUUAAAAAAAGGACCCAUAAAGACCUUCCCAAUGAACUCCAUAUGCCUCUAGUCGGCGAAUGGGAAUUUGAACGUGAUGAUGAUGAAUAUAUUAAGUUUAUAGACCUCUUCCUAACUUACGUGCUUGAAAGAGAUCCACUCAACCACAGCGAAUCGGCUGUUCCUUUUCUGACAUGCUUUUCAGCCCUCCUUAAAGAACAUGAGCUCCAUUCUCUUCUUUUUGAUGUUCACACAACCCUGAUACGUCGACAGUUCAGAACUGAAGUCCAAAAUGCUUUUAGAGCUGGUUCUUGCUACACCCUUGGUUAUGGAUUUAGUGAUUGUAAACUAGCUUCUGUAUGGGGUAAAAAGAAAAAAGAUGGUGAAAAAGAAACUUUAGCUGCUGAGCAACCCUUAGAGCUUUCAGAUUGUGAUUCAGUCAUGGGACUUACUGAAAGAAGAGGUUUAUUUGGGCAAAGCCAGCAAUCAGUCAGUGACUCACAUGAUUCCAAUAAGACCUUAACAUUCAUACCAGCGUUUGCUCAAUGUUGGUCUACCCCUAAAACAGCGCUCUUUCAAAAAUACAUCUGCAAAACUGGACCAGUGAAUGACGUCACCCAACAAGAUGAACCAGUCCCAGAAAUACAUCUUAAAUUUAACAAUAUCUCUCGCUUACUUGAAUGGAUGAUCAGAUGGUCCGGUAAAAGAAUGGUUCAGGAUCCCAUCACAACAGGGACACUUCAGGAAUGCCAACCAAUGAUGCAUGUGAAAAUAUCAUCAUCUGCCAUUCUUUCAUCGUUGUGGAUUUUAGAGCGACGUUACGGCAACACAUUUCAAGACCAAAAUUGCGGUUUGAAACAACAGAAACCGCGGGGAAAAACUUCCACUAUCAUACCCAAACUGGAGAAAGAUGGUGCUGAGAGUACAAAUAGUUCUUCAUCGGAGGGAGCUCCAGCUGAUAUCCAAAAUGGACAGGCAUACAGUGAACCAUUUAAAAAUAUUCCAAGGUGCGGAACAUUACCUGAAAAACGAAAUAGGAAGAAAGUAAGUCAUGGGGAUCAUUCUAUAAUACCUGAUAUAGAGACUUGGAGUACAGCUAUCGAUAUCAGUCUGGCAGAAAAAGUGGCAAAGUUUCUACGAAAUGAAAUAGUUGUACCAUCUGAAACCGAAGGUUAGUUAAAAAAAAUGUUUUCUUCAUCCAUAUGAAG